CUCCGCACCUGCCGCCUGAUGGGAACUGUAGUUCUGGGAGCAAGCCCGGCUCCCUUGGAGGCACCGGGAACUACAUUUCCCGAGGAGGGACCGGCGCCUGCAGGCUGCGUGUUACCGGGGGGACGCAGGCCGCAGCCGGGGCGAGGACCAGAGGGCGUUUGGGGGCAGCCCGUAAAGGGGGCGCCUUUUCCUGCCCUGCUCUUGGUGAUCAGGCGGUGCCAUCUGUGUCUCCCGUGCCGCACUGCCCUGCGCCCCGCUGCCCGGCCCCCGUGGUAGUUUUUCCUGGUCCCCGCAGGGAGUUGGGGCCUCGAGGUUCCGACGGAGCGGCCGUUGCUCCGCGCUGGGGUCUGGAUCGCGCUCCUCUCCGGCCCCGUGGCGGCCCGGCCCCUAUGGGCCCGACCCGGAAGCCCAACGUGUGCCGCCGGCUGAGCCGCCGGGCGCUGGGCUUCUUCUCGAGCGACGCGGGCGCGGUGCAGAGGACGAACCUGGGCAUCCUGCGGGCGCUGGUGUGCCAGGAAAGUACAAAAUUUAAGAAUGUUUGGACUACUCAUUCCAAGUCACCUAUAGCCUAUGAAAGAGGAAGAAUAUAUUUUGAUAAUUAUCGGUGCUGUGUCAGCAGUAGAAUCACAUGGCUUCUUAGUAGAUUACCAGUUUAUUAUCAAAGGAACAGCCAGAUGGAAGAGAUGCCUAGGACAAGUGUUGCAUCAGAGCCAAGAAAACUUUAUGAAAUGCCAAAAUGCUCCAAAUCAGAAAAAAUAGAGGAUGCUUUAUUAUGGGAAUGCCCAGUGGGGGAAAUGCUGCCCAAUCCAUCAGAUUAUAAAUCCUCACUCAUAGCACUGACAGCCCAUAACUGGCUACUUCGUAUAUCAGCAAGUACGGGAAGAGUCCUUGAGAAAAUAUAUCUUGCUUCGUAUUGCAAAUUCAGAUACUUGAGCUGGGACACUCCUCAAGAAGUCAUUGCAGUCAAGUCAGCUCAGAACAAAGGCUCAGCAUUGACCCGGCAGGCAGGCCUUCCACAGCCUGUUUUGCUGUACCUUGCAGUGUUCCAUGUUCUACCUUUUUCACUCAUAGGGAUUCUGGAGAUCAACAAAAAGAUUUUCGGGAACGUUACAGAUGCUACCUUAUCUCAUGGAAUACUGAUUGUGAUGUACGGCUCAGGACUGGUCAGACUCUAUAGCUUCCAAGCCAUCACUGAACAGUUCAUGCAACAGAAACUUGACUUAGGGUGUGCAUGCAGAUGGGGUGGGACUGCUGGAACUGUGGGAGAGGCUCCUUUUGGCAUUCCUUGUAAUAUUAAACUCACAGACACGCCACCACUGCUCUUUGAGGUGUCCUCCCUGGAGAAUGCCUUUCAGAUUGGAGGCCACCCUUGGCACUACAUCAUCACACCUAAUAAGAAGAAACAGAAGGGAGUUUUCCAUAUUUGUGCCCUUAAAGACAACUCCUUGGCUAAAAAUGGGAUCCAAGAAAUGGAAUGUUGUUCUCUAGAAUCUGACUGGAUCUAUUUUCACCCUGAUGCUUCUGGAAGAAUAAUACAUGUUGGCCCAAAUCAGGUCAAAAAUAAAAAUGCAAAUUAUCUACAGGCAUACCUCAGAGAUAUUGCAUGUUCGGUUCCAGACGACAGCAAUAAAGCAAGUAUUGCAAUAAAAGUUUUAAAGCUAAAUGAAAUAGAAAAUAAUCGUGGCCAGCAUCAGAUCUCUGAAGAUUUUGUCAUAUUGGCCAACAGAGAGAACAAAAAUGAAAACUUACCCACUGUUACUGCAUCUGGACGGGUGGUUAAAAAAAAAUUUAAUCUUCUGGAUGAUGACCCAGAACAAGAGACUUUCAAAAUUGUGGACUAUGAAGAUGAAUUGGAUUUGCUUUCUGUGGUAGCUGUUACUCAAAUAGAUGCCGAAGGAAAAGCUCACCUUGAUUUCCACUGUAAUGAAUAUGGAACUUUACUUAAAAGCAUUCCACUGGUGGAGUCAUGGGAUGUGACAUACAGCCACGAAGUCUACUUUGACAGAGACUUGGUCCUACACAUAGAACAGAAACCCAGCAGGGUCUUUAGCUGCUAUGUUUACCAGAUGGUGUGUGACCCUGGGGAAGAAGAAGAAGCCACAAACAGAAGUUGAGAAAAAGAGAAUACAUUGCUCACCAAGGAACCCUGUUUCCUUUCGUGAAGACCAGCAUUGGAGAACAAACCUGGUUCCUAAGGGCACACGCCUGACUGUUCCACAUGACUGGUGGAGCUGGACGACAUGACACCAGAGAAGAGGCUCCAUAAAACAUUGUAAUAAAUAAUACGACUGUUUUCUUUAAAGACUGUGUUCAUGUUAUUUCUAAAUCAGGGAAAUUUCUGUUCUAAUAUGAAAGCAUAUUAAACAAGCUGUACCCUUUCCCCAAUAACUAUAUUGGAUCUCAAUGUGAUUUUAAAUUUAGUUUUCCUUAUUAACUAAUGGUAAGCACAUUCUCAUGUGUUUAUUUUCCAUGUGUAAAUUUUACAUUUUAUUAACAAACUAGAGGCCCAGCGCAUGAAAUUCGUGUGCAGAUAUGGUCCCUAGGCCUGGCCUGAGAUCAGGGCCACGCCCCCAGCUUUGUCAGGAAGGAUGUCCGGCCUAAUUAGCAUAUUACCCUUUUAUUAGUAUAGAUUUAUUGAGGCAUAUGGACAUACAAUAAAAUGAACAUAUUUAAAGUGUACAAUUUGUUAAGUUUUGACAUGUAAACAUCACUAUAAUCAAAAUAACAAACAUAUCCAUUACCCCAAAGAGUUUUCCCUCCCUCCUGCCCCUCUCUCCUCUUUCUAAGGCAACCACUGCUCUGUGUCUGUCACUUUAGGUUAGUUUGAGUUUUCUAGAAUUUUAUAUAAGUGGAAUCACACAGUAAAUACUUUUCAGGGGGCUUCUUUCACUCAGUAUAGUUGUUUUGAGAUCAUCUGUGUUGCAUGUACCAAUAGUUCAUUUCUUUUUAUUCCUUGGCAGUGCUCCAUUGUUUGUUUAUGACCACAAUUAAAUGCCUUUACCUGUUAAUGUUCA
Molecule: messenger RNA, 3014 nt
Organism: Myotis myotis
Lineage: Eukaryota; Metazoa; Chordata; Mammalia; Chiroptera; Vespertilionidae
Gene: DCAF17
Product: DDB1 and CUL4 associated factor 17
Exons: 17
Coding region: 390-2114 (574 amino acids)
Biological process (GO): protein ubiquitination
Cellular component (GO): Cul4-RING E3 ubiquitin ligase complex
Source: RefSeq, a predicted model, not a curated record